AUGCACGUAGCUCAAGUAGGCACGGAGCACAGGGAGGGCACGGUACGAAUGGAGGGCGCGAAGCACAAGAAGGGAACAAAGCACAGUGAAGGAACGGAGCACAGUGAAGGCACGGAGCACAGUGAAGACACGGAGCACAGUGAAGGCACGGAGCACAGUGAAGGAACUGAGUACAGUGAAGGAACGGAGCACAGUGAAGGCACGGAGCACAGUGAAGGAACUGAGUACAGUGAAGGAACGGAGCACAGUGAAGGCACGGAGCACAGUGAAGGAACUGAGUACAGUGAAGGAACGGAGCACAGUGAAGGCACGGAGCACAGUGAAGGAACUGAGUACAGGGAGGGUUUAGAGCACAAACCGUCAAAGUCACCGGCAUGA
Molecule: messenger RNA, 378 nt
Organism: Procambarus clarkii (red swamp crayfish)
Lineage: Eukaryota; Metazoa; Arthropoda; Malacostraca; Decapoda; Cambaridae
Source: RefSeq, a predicted model, not a curated record